AUGACUUCGCGAGGCCCCGAAGAACAGGAAACGAUCGCAUGCAGCACGCUAGGGACAGCUACGAGUUCCGAAGUGCUAGCUGAAGAUCUGCGACAGUUCACCCGCUCUCCUCAUCCCUACCACCGAAGCAGGCGACUUGGAUCACGUACUCCAUCCGAACAAGGAGACCGGCUACACCUGCUCAGCUUUUCCAAGGCAUCCCGCACAUCGAGCGAAAGCGGCACAGAAGCAGACGAUGAGAGCACUGGAAUUCUAAAAGGUCUUCCGGCACCUCCUGUACGCCCUCACAAGGGAUUACGCGCAGCCGGGAAUGGUGCUCUAGACUCCGAUACGUGGCUGCCUUCGCUGAAACCAUGGCCUUCAUUCGUACGGUCGACGAGAGGCUCAAGAGGAAGUUCGGAAGAGGAGGCAGACGGAAACAUUGCUGAAAAGUCACGGUCAAGACGCAGGAGACGAGUCGAGAUCUUGCGACGAUUGAUGGAGACUGCUUUGCUGCUUUCCGUGGGGGGCGUAGUCUUGCUACAGAGAGACGCGCGUUUGCUUGCAUGGGCUUGGAGAAAAGGUAAGGCUGUCAAUCGACAUUCCAUGUGA
Penicillium maclennaniae is the source of this 591-nucleotide messenger RNA. RefSeq lists its product as uncharacterized. Bases 1 to 591 code for a protein of 196 amino acids. NCBI's taxonomy places the organism in Eukaryota, Fungi, Ascomycota, Eurotiomycetes, Eurotiales, Aspergillaceae. The record is from RefSeq and is a predicted model, not a curated record. The transcript has a single exon.